AGCAGAAACGUGUAAACGCUAUAAAACGCGGCGGCGCGGCGGGCAGCUCAGAUCGUGCGGCGGGACGGAGCUCUCCUCUUCUUCCAUCUCGUCCUCUUCGCCCUCCUUUCUUCGUCGCCGCACCCCAACAGCCGCUCCGCUCGGCAGCCGCGCAGCGGGACAGGGCGCCUUCCCCACAGCGUAGCGGAGCGCCCUCCCAAGCAGCCCCACCGACGAAUUCGCGGCUCCGUGGCGGCCAUGGAGCACCGCGGCGCCUCCCCGCUCCUCCUCGCCCUCGCCCUCCUCAGCGCCCUCUGCUGGAGGGCGCGGGCGCUGCCCCCGCGGGGCGCCGCCUUCCCUGCUGUGCCGCGACUGGGAAACAGAUUGCCCUUUGAUGCAGCCAGUGAAUCUGACCGUGCCCACGGGUCCCUAAAGUCUGAAUCAGACAUUUUGCAGAACACACUACCUGAAAAUGAGAAAUUCUAUUUUGAUUUGUCCAGAAUUAUUGAUAGAAAUGCAAGGCAUGCUGAUGGAAUUUUCACCAGUGUCUACAGCCAUCUUUUGGCUAAACUUGCUGUGAAGAGAUAUCUGCAUUCGCUUAUUAGAAAACGAGUUAGCUCCCAGGACAGCCCUGUCAAGCGCCACUCUGAUGCUGUCUUCACUGAUAACUACAGCCGCUUUCGAAAGCAAAUGGCUGUGAAGAAAUACUUAAACUCAGUUCUAACUGGAAAACGAAGCCAGGAAGAGUUAAAUCCAGCCAAACUUCGAGAUGAAGCAGAAAUUCUUGAACCUUCCUUUUCAGAAAACUAUGAUGAUGUUUCUGUAGAUGAACUGCUGAGCCACCUCCCAUUGGACCUCUGAAGGACACCUAGAAAAUUCUUCAACAAGUUAUUUUUGAGUUCCACAUAGUAUUUCAAAGAGAUGACUUUAGUCAUCAAAUCUGAACAAAUAUGUUGUGAAGUGAAAGUUGUGAUAUAUUUGUUUCUUAUGUAAUAAAAGUUGAUAUUUACAUUGUAAAUACUAUUCUAGAGUUCUCUACUGAAAGCUGUACAUAUGGAUGCGAGUUAAACAAAUGAGAAGUCUGUAAGUCCAUAUGCUGUAAAUCCUU
Lagopus muta (rock ptarmigan) is the source of this 1087-nucleotide messenger RNA. RefSeq names its product vasoactive intestinal peptide (gene VIP). The coding region runs from base 238 to 840 and encodes 200 amino acids. NCBI's taxonomy places the organism in Eukaryota, Metazoa, Chordata, Aves, Galliformes, Phasianidae. The transcript has 7 exons. Gene Ontology annotation, molecular function: peptide hormone receptor binding; neuropeptide hormone activity. Gene Ontology annotation, biological process: positive regulation of epinephrine secretion; negative regulation of smooth muscle cell proliferation; positive regulation of penile erection. The record is from RefSeq and is a predicted model, not a curated record. Gene Ontology annotation, cellular component: extracellular region; neuron projection; perikaryon.